Molecule: messenger RNA, 563 nt
Organism: Dendrobium catenatum
Lineage: Eukaryota; Viridiplantae; Streptophyta; Magnoliopsida; Asparagales; Orchidaceae
Product: mitotic-spindle organizing protein 1-like
Exons: 2
Coding region: 55-279 (74 amino acids)
Biological process (GO): gamma-tubulin complex localization; microtubule nucleation by interphase microtubule organizing center; mitotic spindle assembly
Cellular component (GO): gamma-tubulin ring complex; spindle; centrosome
Source: RefSeq, a predicted model, not a curated record
GGCAUCUUUCACAGGAGAGUCACCUCCGAGAGCAGAAGGCGGCGACGAGUCGUAAUGAAGGCCGCGGGCGGACAAAACGCGAAGGACACGCUGGAUCUGGCAUUCCAGAUAUCAAAUGUGCUCGAUACUGGGCUCGACCGCCACACUCUCUCGCUUCUCAUCGCUCUCCUUGACCGCGGCAUCAAUCCAGAGCCCCUUUCCGCCCUCAUCCGUGAGCUUUCAUCGCCGCCUACGCAAUCCCAUCCCUCUUCCAACUCUUCAUCUGUCGCCAAACCCUAGAGUCCGGGAUCAUACUUGCUUUUGUAUCAACCUUUCGUCAUAUAUCCUGGCUUUUCAAAGUGUCAACAUUUACUCAGGCGACCUCAGGAUAUGCUCAUAUGCUUUUAUUAGAUAAAUAUGUUAGCUUUUAUUUUAUGAUUUCCAUUUAUCGAUUCCUUCGUGAAUGUUUUUCUUUUGAUGCAUGUUUUUGUUAUCAAUAUUUAAAAUAGAAGGAAUUUCGCCUGUCUCGUGUUGUCAAAUAUGUAUCUUCUCUAAGGAUGAAGUCACUAACAUCAUUAAUUUCA